Lates calcarifer (barramundi perch) is the source of this 1127-nucleotide messenger RNA. RefSeq names its product CD209 antigen-like protein B. Gene Ontology annotation, biological process: biological process involved in interspecies interaction between organisms. NCBI's taxonomy places the organism in Eukaryota, Metazoa, Chordata, Actinopteri, Centropomidae. Bases 25 to 1041 code for a protein of 338 amino acids. Gene Ontology annotation, molecular function: fucose binding; D-mannose binding. Gene Ontology annotation, cellular component: external side of plasma membrane. The record is from RefSeq and is a predicted model, not a curated record. The transcript has 6 exons.
UGAUUUUCUUAGAAAAUAUGUGUGAUGCACUUGACAUCAGUGACUGAUAAACUAUCAUUUAGGGGUGGAUUCACAUCCAGACACGUUCAUUCUCUUGGCAGAUACAAAAGGAGGAGGUCAACAGAUCAGGGGGCUGUACCUACAGCAAUGGAGAAUCCACAGAGGUGCACAGAUAAUGGGCAGAAAAUAUCAUUUGGACAUUUUUACUCUCGUUAUGAAAUAUUUGGGCGAGAUGGAUGUAACCGACGGGCUAUUCUGUGCCUGGGACUGCUGAACGUUACUCUGCUGAUAGUUGCUGUUGUUCUUGGCAUUAAAUGUGCCAAAGUCAAAGACGGUUCCCUCCAGGUUCCUCACUCAGCUGCAACACAGCUCAUCAAUGAGCUGAGCUAUCUCCGUAGCAACCACAGUGAUGUGAUUGAGGCCGAAGAGGAGGCCACAAAGGCUUUAGAGAGGGCGCUCAAAAACCAUGCACAGCUAAAGGUGAAAAUUGAGCAGCAGAGGACCAUCAAUGACGGUUAUCAGAAGCAGAUUGAGGCACUGCGAGCAGAGAAGACAAAUCUGCAAUCUAAUAUAUCAGCUUUGGAGGGAAGCUGUGGCAGAUGCCUCCCUGGAUGGACUCUUCACAACUCAACCUGCUAUUUCUUUUCUUACUCUCGCACCUCUACUGUGAAAAAGAACUGGCCAGACAGCAGAGCAGACUGUGUUAGACGUGGAGCUGACCUGGUUGUGAUCGAUAACCCGGAGGAGCAGAAAUUUGUGAGUAACACCAUCGAAAAUAAAAAAACCUCUUCCAAUUUUUGGCAAAACGGAUUCUGGAUCGGUGUCACUGACAUAGUGGCAGAGGGAACGUGGGUCUGGAUUAAUAAUGUCACUGAGGUGGAGCAAAGGUACUGGAUGGAUGGAGAACCAAACAACCUAGGACAACAUGGAGAGCACUGUGGGGUUGUAGUUUAUAGCUCCACUAAUCCCUGGAAAACCUGGUUUGAUGCAAACUGCAACACAGAUAAACAAUCCUGGAUGUGUGAAAUGCCAUCAAGUUAACUCUGUAUACACUUCUACUGCUCAAACAGAAAACAUGAGCAUAUGUUUGAAACUGUCUUGAAUAAAAAUACCUUUGAGAUGUGUGA